AUGAAAAAGUGCAGCCUGAACCCUACCCAGCUGGAGGACACUGCCGCAGAAAGCUCCGUCUGGCACCAGCUCUGCCAGCAGAGAACGUCGAAACUGGAAGAGGACCGAACGAAAAGGCAGAAUUCACUGAACUGCAUCCUGCACGUAAAGGCGAAGCCUCGCAACUGCUCGCUACCGGAAGUGCCCCCAGGAGAGGGAGAUCACGAGAACCUUCUGGAGGGUAUUUUUGGCCUACUCUUCCACGCUUGCCAAUACAUCGUGGAAGAGGAUGGAGGCUCUGCCGGAAAGGCUGGGCGAGGCUGGCGGGCAGAGUGCGUGGCAGGGAGCAGAGAUCUCGCUGUGAUUUAUCCACUGCUGGAUGAAGGCCCUCCCCGAAGUCGUCUGCGGUCUCGUGCUGCAGCAAUCUGUCGAGCUCCUGCACAAGAGCUGACCUCAUCGCUCCGUUUCUGCAGUGGACGUCAUCUCGGUCCAUCGAGCACACCUGCACAGGAGCCGGUGGACAUCCUCCCGGGCAAGGUCUAUCUGCCACUCUGUCAUUGUGUCGAGAAGUUCGCACGGACGUACUCGGAGACGGAGUGGCUUCGUCAAUCCACUGCUGGAUGGAGGACGCCAUGUGUCGAUGGUCAGCGGAAGUUGGUGAAGGUGGCGCUCUGA
Molecule: messenger RNA, 654 nt
Organism: Lethenteron reissneri (Far Eastern brook lamprey)
Lineage: Eukaryota; Metazoa; Chordata; Hyperoartia; Petromyzontiformes; Petromyzontidae
Source: RefSeq, a predicted model, not a curated record